Messenger RNA from Daldinia decipiens, 2473 nucleotides. Its product is annotated as CENP-Q, a CENPA-CAD centromere complex subunit-domain-containing protein. The coding region runs from base 524 to 2197 and encodes 557 amino acids. Gene Ontology annotation, molecular function: DNA binding. The transcript has 2 exons. NCBI's taxonomy places the organism in Eukaryota, Fungi, Ascomycota, Sordariomycetes, Xylariales, Hypoxylaceae. The record is from RefSeq and is a predicted model, not a curated record.
AGCUUACCAUCUCCACCUCUAGCAGUGCAUUAUUUUGUUGACCAUAGCACUAAAUCCCACUCUAAUCCCUGUUAGCGCUGAGCCCCGCAUGCUCUGUGGCACAAGAGGUACCUAACCGUACAUACCUAAACAUUCGAUACCACUACCAAAUACUUCCCUUAGGUACCUCAUGUCCGUAGGGCGUUACACAAUUAUUAAGCCACCGUGUCAAUGUGAUAAGGAGAAUACGUCAAUCGCGAUAAGAUAGCAAGUAUGUACAACCUACUAUUGGCGAAGUAGAGGCAACAAACAAUACGAAGGUGUUGCCGACUUUAGUUCUUCUAAUAGGGCAGUAACGACUAAAAAAAAAAUCAAGAAUAUGGUUAGUUCAUAUUCAUUCCAUUCCAUUCCAAUUUCAAGUUAACAUAAUACAAGUUAACAUAAUAAUGUCAAGGCACCCGAAACUGCAAAUCAGAAACGGAAGCGAGGCCGUCCGACCAACGUGUCGCGCGACGACGGUGACGCGUCAGGGGCACAACUCGCCAUGUCGAGACAAGGCCAGUUAACUACAAAUUCCGGAAAUACAAGAGAUUCGGAAAUAGAAGAACCAUCCCGGCCCCGGAAGCGCGGACGUCCAACCAACACCGAGAUCCCGUCUCAAGCACAACCCGAACCCAAACCUUCUCAAGCACAGAAAGCUAAGAGGAAGCGCGGGCCGUCGCCGACAUUACAGCCCGAUGAUAAUAGAGAUGAGGACCAGGGGAAAUUACCUGCUGAUCGAAAAAGACGCGGUCGUCCUCGAGCUUCACUAACGAAUGACGAGGCCGAGGCUCAAGAACAUAGUGUAGCAAAUACCAGGGAUGAAGAUGCACCUCGAAGCAAGCGGGGUCGUCCACCAAAAGGAUUGGAGGCAACUAAGGGCAACGAAGUCGAAGAUGAUGAGGCCGAUGAUGAGAAUGAAGGCAACUCGAGCCUUCUUCGGCGGAGUGGACGUAUUCGUAGAUCUCCAGAAUCAUCAAAUAAAGGGGCCCAAGAGAUAGCAAAGCCAGCCAACGAGCAGAGUUCAGGCAACCAAAUAACUGAUAAACGCCAAAAGAAAGGACGUUCUACAAAUGGACGAACUACGGCCGGAGCAGAACAGGACCCUACCCCCCCGCAUAAAAAGAAGCGAGGCCGACCUUCUCUCAGCAUUCAACCCCCAGCAGAGGCCGACCCUAAACCCCAAGGUCGGCAAAAGAAACGCGAUCGUCAACCACCACCUAACGAGACCGCUUCAUCAUCUACGAAAGGAAAAGGGAAGAACUCGCAAGGAAAGCCAACACAAGGCCAAGAGGUUUCUAUAGAAGAAGAGAACCGCCCCAGAAAACAGAAACCGCGCCAGUCUAAUAGGACAUCACCAAAAUCAGGGGGGCGUAGACCAUCUCCCGAUGCACAAGACCGUUCAUCAUCACCUGAUUCAGCUACCUCUCCGCCCCGUUACCGACACCUCACAACGCGCACACGUCGUGUUCCUCUCAAUAUCAUCGAGUCUAAAUGGACAGCCCUCGAGCAGCCAGCUCUUUCUAGCGUAGCUUCGCUCCUCCAGUCAGCGUCGCGGCCAGUGCUUCUACGCCUCAGCAACCCUCAGCGGCACGGGCACGCCGCCGCAGCUCUCAAUGCCGUAAGCAAACGGCUUUGUUCCAAGAUCGGGCGAGGCCUACCCUUCCCACCGGCCACUACGUCGACCCGGCGUGAGGAGGAAUUCGAUUUCGAGCGCACUGUCUCGGGUAUCCAGGCCCUUGAGUCACAGCUCGAUCCGCUACUCCACAGUGUUGAGCUGUUACGUCGCGAGAAGGAACGCGCUGAGAAGGAGCUUGACCGCGAGUAUAAGGCGCUCGCCCGGCUCGGCUCCAAUGCCCACGCCGAGGCUAGGGAGAGACGGGAUCAGAUGCGGAAGAUGCACGUGCUAGUACCGGAAAAGCCACCACCCGAGUCGAGGGUCGACUCCAUCGGAGAGGUUGUGUCUGCAGAGAAUAUCAGUGGUAAAGUGUUCACUGAUCUAGACGACGAGCUAGCUGGCCUAGCCGGCCAAAUCGCGAACCAUAUGGAAAGCAUGCGAGGGAACCUACAGCAGAUCGACGGGGUUGUGCCCGCCAUCACGAAGAGCCAGGGCCUACUGAGGGCUGCGCUACAAUCGCGGUUAGAUCGUGAGCAGUUGGAUAAUAUCAUACUUGGCUAGCUAUAGAAGUGUCCAGGUAGUAAUGACCCGGUUGACGAUUCCUACCUUAUGUUGACGUGAAUAGGCCCAAUGUAUAAAUUAGGGAUCCGGAAUAUUUCCCGUUGUUAAAGACUGCUUAGUAGGGCACAUUGUGUCAGGUUACAUUACUUGCCUCAAUACACCAACUAUUCUUUGUCGAGAGUCCAAAAGGAGCUCACAAUCGCAUUCAUAUACACCUUCUUUUUAACGGGAUUACAAUCCCUUGUACUUGUUUUGAAACAAACAGUUCCCUAGGCC